This is a messenger RNA of Pieris macdunnoughi, 456 nucleotides long. NCBI's taxonomy places the organism in Eukaryota, Metazoa, Arthropoda, Insecta, Lepidoptera, Pieridae. The record is from the annotation of a GenBank genome assembly.
AUGGGAAACUAUAUAUCAAUAAACUUGGAAGAUCAUUAUAAAAAUAAUGAAAAAUUCUUACAGAGCCUCAAUGAGAUAGCGAUUGAAAGGCAAAUUCAGAUGCAAAAUCAAAUGGCAGAUAGGCAGAGAGCUACAGCUGUAGCUAAAAGUAGAGACUUAUUUUUGUGGAUAACAACCUUUAAUAUAACUGCAACAACAGGCCUAUUUACAGGGUUCAGAAGAACUAAGAGAGCCUACUUUUUGUUUCCAUUAAUUCCACUUACAUUUGUUAACUUGUACUACUGGGAUCUUGCAUAUGGCAACAAGUUACAUAGAAUCAGAAUGGAAGCUGAACACAUAAUGACCCAUGAGGUGGACAUGUUAAAAGUACCAUGCGGUCUACCAACACCAUCAUCCAUUGACCAGGGUCGUAUGGCUGAAGAGGAGACUAAGAAAAUACAUCCACCAAUGCCUUAA